Molecule: messenger RNA, 5695 nt
Organism: Motacilla alba alba
Lineage: Eukaryota; Metazoa; Chordata; Aves; Passeriformes; Motacillidae
Gene: ZC3H12D
Product: zinc finger CCCH-type containing 12D
Exons: 6
Coding region: 212-1999 (595 amino acids)
Biological process (GO): 3'-UTR-mediated mRNA destabilization; nuclear-transcribed mRNA catabolic process, RNase MRP-dependent
Cellular component (GO): nucleus; cytoplasmic ribonucleoprotein granule
Molecular function (GO): metal ion binding; RNA endonuclease activity; mRNA binding
Source: RefSeq, a predicted model, not a curated record
AUUUGCCUCAGUUGACAUCAGCCUUACCUCUAAAUGCAAGCUGGUGACUUCCUUGUGAGCCUGCUGCUGCUCUGAAUCCAGCUUCUGGCUGGAGGAUGGUGGGACAACACUUCUGGGCCACAGAAAGAACAGCUGCCAGCUGAUGCCUGUGGGACACAGCUGGGAAGACAGAAUCAUCAUCAGGAUUAAAGGAACAUAAACGCUUGCUAAAAUGGCACUGGCCAGUUCAAUUUCUAGCAAAGCAGCACCACCACACUCCAGAAAAGUUUCUGCAGCAGGGGUGGAAGUGCACCAGAGCAAGAUGGAUUUUUUCUGCAAGCUGGGCUAUGGUAAGCAGGAUAUCUGCAGAGUGCUGGAGAACCUGGGCCAAGAGGCCCUGGAGGAUGAUGUGCUGAAAGAGCUGAUUCGGAUGGGGAGCAAACCUCAAGCUCUGGAGAACCAGGCCCAGCCGUCCCAGCUGAAGCUGGUUGCCCGUGGAUCGUGCAGCCCCGCACCGGGGCCGAAGUGGCUGGGAGAAGAUGAAAGUGAUCCUUCAGAUUCCUUGAGGCCCAUUGUGAUCGACGGCAGCAAUGUCGCCAUGAGUCAUGGAAACAAGGAGGUGUUCUCCUGCUGGGGGAUCCAGCUGGCGGUGGAUUGGUUUCGAGAGAGGGGGCACACUUACAUCAAGGUUUUUGUCCCACGCUGGAGAAAGGAGCCCCCUCGACAAGAGAGCCCCAUUGCAGAUCAGCACAUCCUUGAGGAGCUGGAAAAGCAAUCAAUCCUGGUCUACACACCCUCUCGGAAGGUGAAGGGCAAGAGGGUGGUUUGCUACGACGAUCGCUACAUAGUGAAAGUUGCUUAUGAGAGGGAUGGAGUCAUUGUUUCCAAUGACCACUACCGGGACCUCCAGAACGAAAACCCCGAGUGGAAAUGGUUCAUUGAGCAGCGACUGCUCAUGUACUCUUUCGUCAGUAACAGGUUUAUGCCUCCCGAUGAUCCAUUAGGCCGGCAUGGACCCACCUUAAGUAACUUCCUCAGCAAAAAGCCAGUGCUUCCUGAGAAAAAAUGGCAGCCUUGCCCUUAUGGUAAAAAGUGCACCUAUGGCAAUAAAUGCAAGUUUUACCAUCCAGAGAGACAACAUCAAGCUCAGCUUUCGGUUGCCGAUGAGCUCAGGGCCAAAACAAAGGUCCCGUUAGCCCUGGGGAGAGAGGAGGAGAGGUGUCAGUGCUCGCCGUGCGAUGCCUGCACAGAAACGCUGCGGGAAGCCAGAGGCUGCUCUGGGCCUUCCUGCUGCCCAGGCAGGUGCCAGGGCAGCUGCUCGGAGCGGACAUUCCGUGCCUGGGCCGGCAGUCCCGGCUCUGAGCUGCGGCCGGAGCCGCUCCUGGAGAAGAUGUCAGCCGUGUCCAUCAGCGGCGACGCCUACGGCUGCAGCUGGUCCCUGUGCGCCUCUCGGGACGGGGGGGGCACGGAGAGCCCUCAGCCCUGCUCCGAGCUCAGGCACAAAGCGCUGUCACUUCAUCGCCCCCAGGGCUUGGAGCGGCCCGGCUCUCCCAGGUGCCCUUUCCAGCGAAGGGCGCCAGGCGGGCUGUGCCCGGAGCACGGCUGGGCUCUGCAGCGCCCGGCUGCGCUCGGAACGGCCCACGGGAGCCGCUGCUUCCCUCGCGGCGCUCAGCACACACAGGCCCUGGACACCCAGCGCCCUCUUUCGCUGCAGGGCACAGCCCCGUGCCCCGAGCGGCUUCCCCCGCACGGCGAGCCCCGCCUGCAGCAGCAGCGCCGCUUGCCCGGCCGGCCCGCGGGGCAGCCAGAGCCCAGCCGCGGAACGGGAUCGUUCCAGACAGCCCAAGCUUACCCCAGUGCCUCCUACCGGGACCACUGGCCCAGCCCAGCCGCGCCCUCUGCCCGGCAAGCAAACAUGCGCAGGGAGCUGUGCUCCUCUUAUCCUUACAGUGGGAUGAGCCAGGUCAUGACCUCGUACCCCAGUAUCCAGGAUCAGGGGAUUGGAACACCUCCCCUGUGAAGACAAGCUCGGGAAGCUGGGACUGUUCAGCCUGGAGAAGUUUGCAUGGACACCUCAUAGAAACCUUCCAGGAUCCAAAGAGAGCCUACAAGGAAGCCAGAGAGGGACUCUUAAUGAGGAACUCCAGCAAUAGUACACAGGGGGAUGGCUUCAAACUGAGAUGGGGUAGGUUUAGAUUAGAUUUUAGGAUUAAAUUCUUAAUUGUGUGGGUGGUGAGACACUAGAACAAGCUGCUCAGAGAAGUUGUGGAUGCCCCAUCCUUGGAAGUGUUUAAGGCCAGGUUGGGUGGGGCUCUGAACAAUCUGGUCUGGUGAAAGGUGUCCCUGCCCAUGGCAGCAGGGGUGUUGGAACUGCAGGAUUUUUUAUGUCCCUUCCAACUCAAACAAUUCUGUAAUUCUAUGAUGUUGCCUGUUGGACUGUAAUGAUUCAAAGACACAGAAAAAUGUGAAACCUCCAGAGAAAACCAUUUCUAAUCAACCCAAGUCCCAGGGCAAGAAGAGGUUAUUCUGAGGCUUAACUGGCUGUUUUUAGAGGGUGUUAUGGCAAGGAUUACAGCUGCUCCAGGAAUACAAGUAUAAGCAUCAAGUCAAGGCAAAGGCUGUCAUGCACGGCAGUGGGAUUGCAUUCCACCUCCGCUGAAAGACAGCAGGAGGGCUCAGGGCUACUGGGCUGUCAGCAUAUGAACCUCACUGAUGCCUGGAUUGAGGAUGGCACAGAUUUUCAUUAAUGCCCUGAAACACUAGAUGUGUUUUUAGAGUCCUAACCUAUGGUUCAACUUCCAUCAAAGAACCGUGCUCCCCGGUCCUCACCAAAGGGCUCUCCCCUGGCCUGCCUGUCACUGUCACUUGGCCUGUUCCCCUAGCUCAGGGCUGUGCUCUCUGCUAGAAGGCAGCUCUGGGUCCCUGUCAUUACCUGAUUCAAGCCCAACCCACUGCCACCGAGCUUUCAAAGCUGCAUCUUGUGCUCCUAAAGCAAUGCUGAAAGCACACAGAACCACUAGCAGAGGGGCUGGAGGUGCACCAGAGCACCUGAAGGAAGACACGGAUACAUUUCUCAGUAAAGGGAUGCACAGAGGAUAAAUCAAAUCAGGGAAGUCAUCUUCAAUGUAAGUCCUGGUGUGGACUGAGGGCUCGGGGCUGGUAAUUAAAAAAAUCCAGAAGUCCAGAUGAUGCUAAAGAGAAAAAAAAAAAAAAGCUUAAAAUUCUCUCCUGUAUUGAAUAAGAAAUCUAUUGUUGACUUAACCCUUCAUUACCAAAUGUGGCCCCAUAAUGCAAUUAUACAGUAAACUAUGUUCUGUUAGGACAUGUUUGAUUUUCAGUAAGCUGUAAAGCUGCUAAUCUCUGCAUUAUUCCACCAAAUGCUUCAGAUUCAAUUCAAUUAGUAAGGUUGAUCCUGAAGUUUUUUUGGCAUUAUACCAAAGUUUAAGUAUGUCAGUGUGACAUGUUUUAAAAAUGUUUUAACACAUUAUAAAAUGUUCAUCUAUAACACUUUGUUCUCAAUAAUUUCUUCAUUUUCUGUGUUUUCCUUGGAUGGUGGGGGUUUUUUGUUUAGUUUUUGGUUGGUGUUUUUUUUUUUUUUUUUAGUUUGUUUAGGUUUUGGUUUUGUUUGUUUUUUUUCCCAGUCAUCUUAGAACUGAUGCUUCAACAUUCAGGUGGGAUUUUCAAGCUCUCUGGCCCUGCAGUAUCUCAUUUCUCUGAAGUGCAGGGUUGUUAGUUCCAGGCAGGAAUUAAACACAGUCCUCAAUGAGAAGUUGGAAUUCUGUUGCUUUUGCAAAGGUAGCAGUAAUUUACCCUUAGUGACAUUAUCACAUGAUGAGUUGUUUGAAAGCUGUGAUAGUUUGACCUGUUUCCCUCUGGAAACCACCACCAGCUUUUGGGUUUUUGUUGGUUGUUUUUUGAUGAUGGUGUUUGAAGAAUCUGCAGAAGAUAAGUAUACUGUGUCUGUUCAACUUCUUAUGCCCCUGUGGAUGGCUCCAAGAAACAGCAAUUUGGAUUUUGGAGGUAUGAUUCAGGUUCACAGAACAUGACAGUUUUUUUCCAUAUGUCCUAUGGAUUGUCAGAGUGGCUUAUGAAUUUAUCCACUACAUAUUACAUAAGGAUUGGAAGUCGACUUUAAACAAAACAAUGGAACAAAUUCUCUGUGAUAUGCCUCAAAAAAUACUGGAGACAAAGUGUGAUGCUGAGUGGAAAAAUACCUUCCACCCAAACAGAGGAAGUCCCAAAUGGCAGCAUUCAGAAAACACAGAGAGCAAUGGAGCAGGAUGUAACUGUACAUGUCAACAUUAAUUUUCAUGUCUGGCAUGCACGUUACAUAUUUCAAUACACAAAGCAUUUAAAAAUCCAUGGGAAAAUUGGCACACUGCCUUUACACGGUGCCCUUGGCUUGCUGGAGAUGUGCAUGAACUUUUCUCCUUUUCCUUUGAGGAUGCACAGGAAUUUAGUGGUUGUUCAAAACCCUCUCAAUGUUUAAUUUCUUUUUCCUUUUAAUUUCUGUCAUAUUUACUGAGGAAUCUUUUUGUAAAAUAUAUAGAAUGUGCGCUCUGCUGAGAAAGUGUCUGAGAAAAUAAAUCAGACUUUGGUGCUAAACAGAACUUGAUUUCGCUUGGCUCUUGUGCUCACCAGAGGGUUUUUUCUCAUGGGGAUUUUGUUGGAAGGGCAGCUCAGCAGCAGCGCUGUGUCACUGCCUGAGAGGAACUCUGCUGCUGGCCAGGAGCCCACAGAAAGCAGGGAGUGUGUCCCUGUUCCACCACAGCACAAGCACGUGGGGCUGCAGGGCCUUCUGCACUUUCCAAAGCAGGGAUUUCUAUUUGCCUUUGUCAGCCCCUGGAGCAAGGGAAAGGGCUGCGAACAGAAAGGAGCAGCAGCUCUUGGAUAGAGGGGUAAGAGGCUGUUGCUAUUUGGUAUCUCUGCUGAGAUGCAUUUGAGGCCAGCUCUCGCUGCCAAGUUGCAAAUGAACCCAUAAAUCUUAACAGGCUCAGAAAGCCCUUGAUGUUCUUUGCUUUUUGGUUGUCAAGACUCUUUCAGAAGAAGCUGGAAGCACUGAGAGCAAUCUUCCGGGAGAUGGGCUGCUUUCCCAAGGGAGAUUUACAGAGUUGCCAAGUUCAUUAAAAAAAAAGUCAGAAAAAGAAAAGAGAAAAAAGAAAAACAAAACACCAAAGCCAGAGAAAAAAUCCUCUUACUUUCUCUACACUCAGUCUUCUCAAAAAGGCAGAAAGCCAGAGACACCCUCCCUUGCAAGGGGCUAGGGAAACUAAACACAAAUAGUUCACAGAGAACUCUUGCAUCAGCCCUGCAAUAGCUCCUCUGCAUAAGAAGGGGGAAGGAGGGUGCUCUUUGCAGUCCUGGGCACCUCAACACACCUCCCACCACCUCUCCUAAAAUACAGAACUCUCCCUCACAGAACAUGGAUAACAAGCCUGCUAAUGAGGGGAGCUGAGGUACCAUAAGAAUUAAUGCCACAAAACAGUCUAUAAAGCAGAUAAUCUUGCUGGGUAUCAAACACUUGUAUUUGCCAAUUAUUCUGGGAAGUUUUGAUAAUAUUUUAACUCAGUUCCCACCAGAGCUGGCACAAUUUAUAAGCAAAUAUUUGAACUAUUCACAAAACCUAAAUAGAACAUGACUUUUCUCUGCCUUAAGAAAUGCUGGGGAGAACAAGGCCUGUAGUUCACCAAGUGUGACAGACCUUUGCAUUCACUCA